This is a messenger RNA of Pneumocystis murina B123, 847 nucleotides long. RefSeq lists its product as hypothetical. The transcript is spliced from 3 exons. Gene Ontology annotation, cellular component: nuclear exosome (RNase complex); cytoplasmic exosome (RNase complex); nucleolus. The coding region runs from base 38 to 847 and encodes 269 amino acids. NCBI's taxonomy places the organism in Eukaryota, Fungi, Ascomycota, Pneumocystomycetes, Pneumocystales, Pneumocystaceae. The record is from RefSeq and is a predicted model, not a curated record. Gene Ontology annotation, biological process: U4 snRNA 3'-end processing; poly(A)-dependent snoRNA 3'-end processing; nuclear mRNA surveillance.
AAAAGGCUAAAAAGAGGUUUUAUUUGCGAAAAAAAAGAUGUCAGAACGUAGAAAAACUACUGGAACAGUUAUUUCAGAUGUUCCUGUUUUUUUUGAGGAUUUAAAUGGUGAAAAAAGGACUAAAAUUGAGCGUAUAAGGCCGUUACAUGAGUCGAGGAAAAUAUAUUUGAAGAUGGGGUUGAUUACUAAGGCAGAUGGUUCAGCUUAUCUUGAACAAGAACGGAUAAAAAUGGUUUCUGCAGUUUAUGGUCCUCAGCAAUUUAAGAAGGCUACGUCUUUUCAUUCUACUGCUCGUCUUAAUUGUGAAGUUAAAUAUGCAUCAUUUGCGUUAAAACAAAGAUAUUAUCAUAAUCGAGAAAUAAUUGAGAAAAAUAUGUCUAUGCAUCUUGAGGCAGCCAUAUCUCCUUCAAUUCAGUUGGAUAUUUUUCCUAAAUCUAUUAUUCAUGUUUAUGUUUUUGUCCUUGAGGCAGAUGGAGAAUCAUCAACGUUUGCAGCAGCUAUCACAUGUGCUUCUGCUGCUAUUGCUGAUGCAAGUAUAGAAUGUAUAGAUUUGGUUACAGGAUCAGCGGCAGUUAUUAAUAAAAAAAAUUGUCUUGUAAUGGAUCCUACAGAUGAUGAUGAAAUUGAAAAAAUGUUUUCUAUAGUUAUUGGAUAUAUGGCAGUAAGAGACGAAUUAACUGAAUUAUGGUCAUAUGGCUUAGGAUUAAAUUCAACGGAUGAAUGUAAAAUAGAUUAUAUUAUCAAUAAAUGUAUCUCUAUGGCAUCGGAUUAUCGGUUUGUAUUAAAUAAUGCUAUUAUGCAAAAAUUGGAGGAACAAUUGCGUUUAAAUGAAUUGAUGCAAAAAUAA